ACUCCAAAUCUCCUUCAGUUUCCAUGGUUCGACUGUUCAAGAUCGGCUUGUUAUUUUCUAGCCAAUUGUCAAUCAGUCCAACGAGCCUUCAUGUUGUUCACUCCUCUCCUAGUCGGGCUGGGACCGGCCUUUGCAGUGUUUACUGCGGCACAUAGCGAUGCCCAUGCCAAUCUGUCGCAGAUCCCCGAUGACAUUCUCCAGCGCAAUGCCGUCAUUCAGGCCCAUCUCGCCCAGAAACCGGUCCGCGGGGUCAAGAAGAUGAGCAACGACGAGGGCGAGAAAUUCUUCCUGGAUUACUGGUAUUUCGAGGAAGAUGCGUUGGAUAGCAAUGGAAUCAAUACGACGAGGCAUCGACAAGAGCGACAAGGCACAGCCAACGAACAUCUCACGACCGAAGAACGACUCGAUGUCCACCCGCGAUCGUACCCUCAUCAUCCUUCUAUUUUGCUGGAUCGUCGGGACCCUGCGAGUGACGGUCAUGGCUGGAUGGCUGCGCAGCUCUCACCGCUGUUUCGCAGAGAUUUUAAAUGCCCGACCGGCACGUUUUCCUGCGCCUCGAUCGAUCGCCCCGACAGUUGCUGCAAUGCCGGUGAGACUUGCGAGUUAGUCAAGGACACCGGAUCUGGCGAUGUGGGCUGCUGUCCGAGCGGACAGGACUGCUCGGGCACGAUUGGGAAGUGCAAGCAGGGGUAUUCGAGUUGUUCGGCGUCGCAGGGCGGCGGGUGCUGUAUUCCGGGAUAUGAAUGUGUCACUGGUGGCUGUGCCAGAGUCUACACAAUCACAAUCACGCUGUCCUCGACCGUGAUGAUAUCCACUUCCACCCAGACUGUUCCCGCGACGAGCACAGUCGAGCAUACCACCACCACCAGCAGUGCCGAGAGCACUGCUUCUACUAGCAGCAAGGAAACCAAGUCAACCGGGGAUCUCUCCCCUCCUGCUCGGCCCACGAGUCUCUCGACGGCCACCACUUCCGACACCAGGGAAACGGGCGAUGUGUGUCCCCUUGGAUUCUACGCGUGUUCGGCCGUGUAUCGCGGAGGAUGCUGUCAGACCGGUCGCGACUGCGACACCACCUCGUGUCCAUCCACGCGAUCCAAGACUAUCACGACCAAUGACCGCACGAUCGUGGUUCCGGUCGAGACGACGGGGGCCGCGACGACGGGCGGAGGACGAUGCGCAACUGGCUGGUUCAGUUGCGCCGACACCGCGGGUGGAGGCUGUUGUCCGACGGGAUAUGCGUGCGGUUCGAGCUGUACCGCUCAAGCGACAGCGACGGCGACAGGCACCGUGGCCAAGGAGGCGCCGACCAAUGCGGCGAGUCGGAAUUGGUCCGAAUGGACGAGGAUCGUGGGAGUCAGCAUGAUGGGCAUGCUCUGGACGAUGGGAUGAAACUGUGUGCGAGAUAGAUGAGAUACGCGACCACGAAUAAUAGAUGAUGACUUUGAAGACAAAGUAGAGUCGAGGACAAAGAAAAGAAAGACCCGCGGCAGAACGAAAAAGGUUCCCCGCGUGGGCACGUGGGGCCGGGCGUGAGUUUUCCCCUUCGGGAGAUUCCCCGGUGAGUCCAACUUCUUCUCCUCUUCGCUCCUCCCCUUCCUUUCUUCCUCUCCUCUCCUCCCCCAAUUGUCCUCCCCCCUUUCGCUUCUCCCUCCCUCUUCUUUCAUCCACCCUCUUUUCCUCCGCCAUCAUGUCGGAAAACCAGAAGCCCCUUCCCUUCAUCUACCAGUUCGCCGCCGGCGCGGUGGCUGGUGUGUCGGAG
Messenger RNA from Aspergillus steynii IBT 23096, 1759 nucleotides. Its product is annotated as putative GPI anchored protein. The transcript has 2 exons. The record is from RefSeq and is a predicted model, not a curated record. Bases 91 to 1389 code for a protein of 432 amino acids. Lineage: Eukaryota; Fungi; Ascomycota; Eurotiomycetes; Eurotiales; Aspergillaceae.